This is a messenger RNA of Ziziphus jujuba (common jujube), 1144 nucleotides long. Its product is annotated as WEB family protein At1g75720. The record is from RefSeq and is a predicted model, not a curated record. The transcript has 2 exons. The coding region runs from base 249 to 890 and encodes 213 amino acids. Lineage: Eukaryota; Viridiplantae; Streptophyta; Magnoliopsida; Rosales; Rhamnaceae.
AGUGGACGCGAAGAAACGAAGCUCCCUUGUCCUCCUCGUUCCACAAUCCACAUCAUACAGCACUCUCUCUCUCUCUCUCUCUCUCUCUGUGUUCCAAACACCAACCCCACCUCUCUCUCUCUCAUUCACAUAGACUCAUCCCCCCAUCCCCCCAACUCCAAAUAAGAAGGACAUCAUUGUUGUCUACUUUCCAUAAUAUCUGAAAUUACAAAUCCCACAUUUUGUCGUGUAUCUGUCUGUCUCUUAUAAUGGACAAUGGAGGAGUCCAAGUCAUGGUGAAGAGGGCAGAGAUCGAUACAAGGGCUCCUUUCCGAUCCGUCAAAGAGGCUGUCACCUUGUUUGGAGAGAAGGUUUUAGCUGGGGAGCUCUAUGCCACCAAGCUCAAAGAGAUGGGAGAAAAUGAAAAUGGAAAUGGGCCUUCCAAAUUUGGAAACGUGACAGCUGAGCUAGAAGAGACAAAACAAAGCCUCUUAAAGGCCAAAGAAGAGAGUGAGCAUAUGGCCAAUUCUCUUUCAUCUCUUAAACGAGAACUGGAAAGGACAAAGCAAGAGCUCCAACAAUUGAAGGAACGCGAGUCCGAGAAACACCUAAUGGAAUCUGAGAUUAAUGAGGACCUCAAGUUUGUUGAAGAUUCGGCGAGGUUUGUGAUAAAAGCACAGGAUACAUCUGAUAAUGAUAUUAAUGAAGAGGGAGGAGAAAUUGAAUUCCAAAAGAAAAGAUAUGUGACAUUUGCUAAUCCUCCUUCACUGGCUCAAGUUAUUAUCCCACAGGGUGUUGAAAUCUUGGACAGACAUCCUUCUCUCAAGAAGAAGAAAAAGAAGCCUUUAAUCCCUCUAAUUGGAGGCAUCUUUUCUAAGAAGAAAACAACCUCACAAGUAGCAUAUCCAUGACUCCAAUUCCCUCUUCCAAAUUACAACUUCAGUGUUUUGGAUAAUAUAUAUAUAUAUAUAUAUAUAUAUAUAUAACAACAAACUCUUUUUUUUCCUACUUAAAAAUUUUCGUUUUUUUUUUUUUUUAUAUGUUUCUUUUCAGUUUUAUGAUUACGAUGUAAAUUUAGCCAAUAAGAUUUGGCUUAGGUUGAGAGGAGAGGAAGAAGUUGUAAGCACGGUUUAAGUACCCAAUAAAUGAGUUAUCUAUUAAUAAA